CAGAUUCACCCACCACCACCACCACCAUCACGCCUCGGAGUAGAUACGUACGUACGCCGCUACGUUUUUAGAUUGAAGAUACGUGGGAUUUGUUUAGGUGGGCAGUUUGGUUGGUUCGUUCGUUGAUUGCAUUGGAUUAAUUGGGAAUUGGGAGAGAGAGAGGUGGUGUGCUAAGGAUAGUAGUAGUGGUGGUUGGCUGGUGCGGUUGCGGGUGAUCGAACGAUGGAGGUGUGCUGCUGCUCGACGUCGUCGGCGGUGGCCGUGCUCGGGGCCGGGGAUCUCGCUGGGAGGAGGUUCGCGGCCGCCGGGGUGGCGGCGAGGUGGGGGGCUGUGGGGAUCGGGAGGGCGGUCGUGCUGGCGCACCCGCUGCGGCCGGUCCUGCGCGCGGCGUCGCAGGCGGCGCCGCGGCGGGCGCGGCGCGCGGUCGUCAGGGCGGUGUUCGAGCGGUUCACGGAGCGGGCGGUGAAGGCGGUGGUGCUGUCGCAGCGGGAGGCCAAGGGGCUCGGGGAGGGCGCCGUGGCUCCGCGCCACCUGCUGCUGGGGCUCGUCGCCGAGGACAGGUCGACGGGGGGCUUCCUCUCGUCGGGGAUCAACAUCGAGCGCGCGCGCGAGGCGUGCCGCGGCAUCGGCGCCAGGGACCUGACCCCCGGCGCGCCAUCGCCGUCCGGCUCGGGGCUGCAAAUGGACAUACCCUUCUCCGGGAGCUGCAAGCGGGUGUUCGAGGUCGCCGUGGAGUUCUCCCGGAACAUGGGCUGCAGCUUCAUCUCCCCGGAGCACCUCGCCCUCGCGCUCUUCACGCUCGAUGAUCCCACCACCAACAGUCUUCUCAGAAGCUUGGGAGCAGACCCGACUCAGCUAGCAUCAGUAGCGCUCACUCGACUCCAAGGGGAGCUUGCAAAAGAUGGCAGAGAACCUGCAGGAGCAUCAUCUUUCAAAGUGACCAAGAAAUCUCCUGCCGAGGCUGGAAGAUCUGCAUUCUCCAAAUCUUUAAAUACAAAGAAAGAAAAGGGUGCACUUGAUCAAUUCUGUCUAGAUUUGACCACACAAGCUAGUGGUGGGUUUAUUGAUCCCAUCAUUGGCCGUGAGGAGGAGAUUGAAAGAGUAGUUCAGAUAAUAUGCCGACGGACAAAGAACAAUCCUAUUCUUUUGGGUGAGGCAGGUGUUGGCAAAACUGCAAUCGCUGAAGGGUUGGCUCUUCGAAUUGCAAAUGGAGAUGUCCCCAUUUACCUUGUGGCAAAGCGUAUAAUGUCAUUGGAUGUUGGUCUACUUAUCGCUGGUGCAAAAGAAAGAGGUGAACUGGAGUCCAGGGUUACUAGUUUAAUUCGUGAAGUUCGCGAAGCAGGGGAUGUUAUUCUUUUCAUUGAUGAGGUUCACAAUCUUAUUGGAUCUGGAACUGUUGGAAAGGGUAAGGGUGCUGGCCUUGACAUUGGCAACUUGCUGAAGCCCCCACUUGCUAGAGGUGAAUUGCAGUGCAUUGCAGCUACAACUCUAGAUGAACACAGGAUGCAUUUUGAGAAGGAUAAGGCUUUGGCUCGCCGCUUCCAGCCAGUAUUAGUAGAGGAGCCAAGUCAGGAUGAUGCUGUGAAGAUAUUACUUGGUCUUCGUGAAAAAUAUGAAACAUAUCACAAAUGCAAAUUUACUUUAGAAGCCAUCAAUGCAGCAGUUUAUCUGUCAGCAAGAUAUAUCCCUGACAGGCAGCUCCCUGAUAAGGCUAUUGAUCUGAUCGAUGAAGCUGGGAGUAGAGCUCGAAUGGAAUCAUUUAAUAGGAAGAAGGAAGGGCAGUCUUCUAUCCUCUUAAAGUCACCAGAUGAAUACUGGCAAGAGAUAAGAGCUGCUCAAACCAUGCAUGAAGUGGUGUCGUCAAACCAGAUGAAGUAUUCUCCAGAUCAAGAGAGUGGCAGUGCUACCACUGAAGCACCGGACGAGGACAAGACUGAGUUGGUAUCCGAACUCCAAGUUGAGGAACCAAUCAUAGUUGGAACAGAGGACAUUGCAAGAGUUGCCUCAUUAUGGUCAGGGAUACCAGUCCAGCAGUUAACUGCUGACGAUAGAAAGCUUCUUGUAGGACUAGAUGAUGAGCUCAGAAAGCGCGUUAUUGGUCAAGAUGAUGCUGUUAUGGCAAUAUCUAGAGCAGUGAAGAGAUCACGGGUUGGCCUCAAUGAUCCUGACAGACCUAUUGCCACUCUGCUUUUCUGUGGUCCGACAGGAGUUGGUAAAACUGAGCUUACUAAAGCUCUAGCAGCUAGUUAUUUUGGAUCGGAAUCUGCUAUGCUCAGAUUAGACAUGAGCGAGUAUAUGGAGAGGCACACUGUGAGCAAGCUCAUAGGCUCUCCUCCAGGGUACAUUGGAUAUGGUGAAACUGGUACUCUGACAGAAGCUGUCAGGAGAAAGCCAUUUACUGUAGUAUUACUUGAUGAGAUAGAGAAAGCUCACCCUGAUAUUUUCAACAUUCUUCUCCAAAUUUUCGAAGAUGGGCAUCUGUCGGACUCACAGGGCCGCAGAGUGUCAUUCAAGAACACAUUGAUUGUCAUGACAUCAAAUGUUGGUUCUACAUCAAUUUCAAAGGGAAGACGAAGCAUGGGUUUCUCGACAGAAGAUACUGAAUCAAGCUCAUAUGUUGCAAUGAAAUCCCUGGUAAAUGAGGAGUUGAAGGCAUUUUUCCGCCCUGAAUUGCUCAACAGAAUCGAUGAGAUGGUUGUAUUCCGUCCCUUAGAGAAAACUCAGAUGCUAGCUAUUCUUGAUAUCAUCCUACAAGAAGUGAAGGGUAGGCUGUUGGCCCUUGGAAUAGGCUUAGAGGUGUCUGACGCAAUGAAAGACCUGAUUUGCCAUGAAGGCUAUGACAAGAGCUACGGUGCGCGGCCGCUAAGGAGAGCCGUCACCCACCUGAUUGAGGAUGUGAUCAGCGAGGCGAUUCUUUUCGGUGAAUACAAGCCCGGCGACACCAUACUGAUGGAUAUCGAUGCUGCUGGGAAACCUUGCUUGAGCCGCCUGAAUGAGAAGAUCGUCCAGCUGUCUGACCCGACACGGACAUUCUGAAGCUCUGCAUCCUGGUUUAGUACUUUAGAGGUCUAAUUUUUCAUUCUUUCUCGAGAUUACUAAUUCAUUUUUUAGGUAGACACGGAAUAUUUCAUUAUGUACAUAGCACAGUCAGGGGAUUUGUCCCGGCAUAUGAUGUCUUAAAACUUGUACCCAACUGUAUAUCGUUGUUGUUCAAUUAAUCAAACCUAUAGGAGUACCAUUUGUCUGUGUGUUCACGAGACAAACUUCUUUUAA
Molecule: messenger RNA, 3273 nt
Organism: Oryza brachyantha (malo sina)
Lineage: Eukaryota; Viridiplantae; Streptophyta; Magnoliopsida; Poales; Poaceae
Product: chaperone protein ClpD1, chloroplastic
Exons: 12
Coding region: 223-3036 (937 amino acids)
Biological process (GO): cellular response to heat
Cellular component (GO): cytoplasm
Molecular function (GO): ATP hydrolysis activity; ATP binding
Source: RefSeq, a predicted model, not a curated record